AUGGAUGAGUCCUGCUGUGUUGUUGACAGUUGCGGCACUGCUAGUUCAACGCCUGAGCAGAAGACGAACAACACCAUUUUCGAGGCGAAUAGAGGGGCUCAGCUCUGUUGUGAAUUGUGCAUAAAAGACGAAUGUUUUGUUGAUGCAGAGGAGAUUCGCCGACAGGGCUAUGCUUGGCUGGCUUCAUCAGGCUUUACGAUUGCCUUGGGACGCCACGAUCCUAAUCUCGUCGAAAACGCCAUAUUGUCCCGAACAUGCAGAGCAAUAAAUGUAGAAUAUGCUCUUCCAGAUGUGGAAUCUGUGGGCACCCGUGGAGGAGUUUUCCCUCUGCCCGAGACAUCUGUGUCAGCCAGAUCAUCGUGCAUGGAUGAGUCACCAAUCAUCGUCCCAUUGAUAGAGGCUGCAGUCCAAGUGGUCGUCUAUUACCUCUCUUCAGAGAGGCCAGAAACCGAAAUGCAAGACGACGGGCAAGAGGAAGCGGUUCCUGCGUGUCAGCACUGGCCCUUGCCGAAUGCGGAUUUUCAUGGACUGUGGGAUAGUCUUCAUUACGACACCAACGUGAAAAAAACCCUGCUGCAAUACGCUUCUUCUGCCAUGUUAUUCUCCGACCACAAAGUGAAUGACAAGCUAAUUAACUGGAACAGACUCCUGCUACUCCAUGGCCCUCCUGGCACAGGCAAAACGUCGCUGUGUAGAGCGCUGGCACAAAAGCUGUCUAUCAGAAUGAGCGACAGAUACCUCAGCAGCCAACUUCUUGAAAUCAAUGCUCACUCACUCUUCUCACGAUGGUUCAGCGAGUCCGGAAAACUCGUCCUAAAGCUGUUCACCACAAUAAAGGACUUACUGGACGAUGAAUCGUGCUUUGUGUGUAUUCUCAUCGACGAAGUGGAAUCACUCAGUACUGCCAGGCGAGCUGCGCUAGCAGGCAAUGAACCUUCAGACGCCGUGCGGGUAGUGAACGCUCUGCUGACCCAGAUUGAUGUUCUGAAGUCAUACUCAAAUGUAAUGGUACUAACGACGUCUAACGUUCCAGAGGCGGUAGAUCCAGCUUUUAUGGACCGGGUUGACCUGAAGCAGUUUAUCCCAACACCGAGCGAGCGUUCCCGCUAUGAUAUUCUUAGAGAAUGCGUUCAAGAAAUGAUGCGCAGAAACCUCAUUCAGCCCCACAUUCAGAUUCCUUCGUUUUUGUCCGCUUGUGGAGCUUUAGAUGAGGCGUCAACGAGUAACCUUUUGAACACGGAAUUCCGGGUCUCAACGGAGCUGCUCCAGAUAGCCAAGCAAUGCACAGAUUUCUCUGGCCGCACAUUACGGAAACUCCCGUUUCUGGCCUUUGGACCUUUCGCAUUCCAAAUUUCUUUUAACGACAAUGGGCCACCAGCUGGACUGCCGGGGAAGCAACGGAUUCCAAGCGUCUUUGAUUAUCUGCAUGAACUAGCUUGUUCAGUGAGAUCAGAGAAAGCUGCCCGCACUCAUGUGUCAAGUGGAACCAACUUGUUCCCGUGA
This is a messenger RNA of Neospora caninum, 1503 nucleotides long. RefSeq names its product cell division cycle protein, related. Gene Ontology annotation, molecular function: ATP hydrolysis activity; ATP binding. The coding region runs from base 1 to 1503 and encodes 500 amino acids. Gene Ontology annotation, cellular component: nucleus; chromosome. The record is from RefSeq and is a predicted model, not a curated record. Lineage: Eukaryota; Apicomplexa; Conoidasida; Eucoccidiorida; Sarcocystidae. Gene Ontology annotation, biological process: reciprocal meiotic recombination; meiotic recombination checkpoint signaling. The transcript has 8 exons.